CGUGUAUAUCCACGCCACUCCCACCCAUCCGUCGCAGCGCCCGUGUCAUCUGUUCAGGAUAUACACCAUCUCGCACGCCCAGAAGAGACGCAGCCAUGGACGCCCCUGAGCCCGAUACUCCCUUCUCUGCCGUAACCGCGCAAACGACAAAGUAUGGACGGAUGUUCCAGGCAUAUCUCGACAAGUCGACACCAUUCACCACAUACCGGUGGGCAGGAACAGGCUUCCUUUUCCUCAUGUUUGGCCUGCGCAUAUUCGUGGCCCAAGGAUGGUACAUUGUCGCCUACUCGCUCGGCAUCUACCUCCUGAACCUCUUUCUCGCGUUCCUCUCGCCCAAAUUCGACCCCGCGCUCGAACAAGAUGAAGGCAUGGAAGACGGCAACGCCUCGGGCCUGCCCACCAAAGAAGACCAAGAGUUCCGCCCGUUCGUCCGCAGGCUGCCCGAGUUCAAAUUUUGGUACUCGACCACCAAGGCGAUUGCCAUUGGCUUCUUUUGCAGCUGGUUUGAGAUUUUCAACCUGCCUGUUUUCUGGCCCGUUUUGGUCGUGUACUGGUUGAUUCUGUUUGGCCUGACGAUGCGCCGACAAAUUCAGCACAUGAUCAAGUACCGCUACGUCCCCUUUACCGUCGGAAAGACUCGCUACUCGCCCGCCCACUAGCAAGCCUCCGGCUCACUGCGCGCUUCGAUUUCAGAAGUACUUUGGGAGGAGUUUGCAUUUAGCAGCUUGCAUCUUGGACACGGGCGCUUUUCCUUUUGGGCCGCGAUAGACUUGAAAGCCGCGAUUUUGGCGAGAAUAAUAUUGCUAGUGAUUUGACUAGGAACGGGGUAGUUGACACGAUAAUGGCUUGGAUGCGACAUGAUGCUGUAUACGUAGUUGGGAAUAGCGGGGUACAGCUCUCAAAUAUGCUCAAAGAUGCUCAAACAUAUUGGCUCAAAGUAGUGCGCUAGUGUUGCAAGUAAACAAC
Molecule: messenger RNA, 966 nt
Organism: Exserohilum turcica Et28A
Lineage: Eukaryota; Fungi; Ascomycota; Dothideomycetes; Pleosporales; Pleosporaceae
Exons: 4
Coding region: 96-659 (187 amino acids)
Biological process (GO): retrograde vesicle-mediated transport, Golgi to endoplasmic reticulum; protein retention in ER lumen
Cellular component (GO): Golgi membrane
Source: RefSeq, a predicted model, not a curated record